Molecule: messenger RNA, 457 nt
Organism: Meloidogyne enterolobii
Lineage: Eukaryota; Metazoa; Nematoda; Chromadorea; Rhabditida; Meloidogynidae
Source: the annotation of a GenBank genome assembly
UUUUUCAGCUAUCGUAACGCUUUGCGUCGUCUUCAAUGCUAUUCUGUUUUGAGAGCUUUUAAGAUUAAGCAUGCUUCGUUUUUAUCAACGGAACGUCUUUAUUAUGAUUGUGGGAGUUUUCUCAUUUCAACCUUUGAUUUGAAAGUUCCAGUUCUUGGAAUUGAGGAGUUGUACACGUUGGAGCAGAUUAAACAACAUUCUCCUCAUUUCUUUGAUAAUGGCUUUGACUCAUUCAAACUUAAAAUUCUUCCGGUUCAUGAUACUAAGAAAUUGCUCAAUCUGUCUGAUUUUUCUUAUGUCACCAACGAUGCAGAGAAGAUUGAUCGUACAACUCAGCAGUUUUUGGAUAUUGCAACAUCUCAGGACGUCUUUGAUGAUCCGUAAGUUUCGAUUAUAUAAUUAUGAUUUUAUAACAAAUAUGUUUUCCAACAAAAAACAUAAUAAGAAUUGCUUAUAA